AUGCCGUCAUCUCCGCAUCCUUACCGCUCAGCAGCGCAUCAGCUCCAACAUCCGGACCAUGCAUCGUACUCACCGUCACCACGAGCUGCACCUCUCUAUGCUUCGUCAGCACGAAGCUCUCACGUCUACCACAGCGCCUCCAACGCCUCUAGCCCCGAAGCAUUCAGCGAGAACGAUCUGACGAGGAAAGUUCCUAGCGACUAUCUAGGCACGUCUUCCCGCGUAGCGUCCUCUUCCCGUGGUCCGACAGCAGGGGUGUACGAUGCAGCUUCGUCGCGUGGGCCCUCACCCACAAAACGCCGCAAGCAGUCAGCCGAUGACUCUCCCGUCAUUUCUGCCGCUGCAAGCUCGCCCCACAGCGCCACUAAGAAUGCAUCCGCCAACGAUACGUCAGAUCCAAAUGCCAUCGACUCGAAAGCCUCGACCCGGGUGGCCAAGGCGUGUCAACCGUGCAGCACCAAGAAGCGCAGAUGCGACGGUCGACAGCCCGAAUGCUCUGUCUGCCAGGUGUUGGGCACACCCUGCACUUACAACCACACCGGUCUCAAGCGUGGUCCGCCAAAAGGCUUUCGCUCCGGUCCCAAGGAGUCGGCCAGAGCAAAACUCGUACGCACGCUCGAGACCACCAUCCGUGAUCUUGUCAAUCAUCUCGGAAAGGAAGAGGCGGGCGCGGAAAUUGUCCGUGUGUCGGGGGAGAGACACCUGCCUAUCGGCGAGGCAUCGUUCGAGGAGGCAGAGUGUGUCGAUGCAGCGACGUCCUCGAAGCGUUCUCGUGCGAAGCAAGAUCGUGCCAGCUCGAGGAUCAAAAUUGAGCACCUCACGUCGAACGACGAUUCCGGCCGUUUGAACGCCUCUCGCGAUUCCGACGGUGGCGAAGAUGAUCCGGCCGCAGAGGCGGAAGAAGAUGUGAUUGGCGAAACGCGUCAAGGUGAACUUGUCUAUCGCGGAUCCAGCUCUGGCAUUGGGAUUCUGCAACGCCAGCAUCGCGCUGAAUCGCCCACGGCUGCCAAUCGAUCGGCCGCAUCGAGCUCAUCUGUGCCGUUUGGACCGCGAUCCCGUGACAAUCGUCUUUCGGGAGAGGGUGUCGUGCACGCUAAGGCUCCUGUCUUUUUGCCCAUUUCUUCACCUCGACCGGUAGGUGACGCCGAGACCGUCAGCUCGCACGAUCGAUCCCCACGUCCUAGCAAGGCCACCCCGAGACGCGAAAUGGCGAGUCUGUAUCCCGGAACGAGUCGCGAUGGCCACACGUCCACGAGCCAUGUCUCUGCCGAAGAUCCGGUUGUUUCGGACGAAGAGAACGAUCGGCUCUUCCGAUACUACUGGCAAGGGUUCCAUCCCUUCUAUCCGAUCCUCUACAAGCCGUGGUUUGUGGGGUUCUCGCGCCAGGAGUUGCGCAACAUCCUCGAGCCAAGUUUGCUGUUCGCCAUCUACGCCAUCGGCGCUUGCGUCGUCCCAGGAAGCGCGUCUCAGGGAUCGUCGGGCAAAUCGGACGAUUCCGCGCACAAGCUCAACCUCGAGCGUGCACAGCUCUUCUGCCGGGCAGCCGAAGGUCACGUUCUCGCCAAAGGACUGCGACCAGACAUUGCCUCGAUCCAAACGUGCUGGCUGCUCAGCCUCUACUCGCAUGGCACGGGCGAUCUCUCGCGUGCAUGGAACUUUCAGAACCUGGCCAGCUCGAUGGCGGUCGAUCUGGGGUUGCACCGUUGGCCUAUCUAUCGACCGGAGAUCGUGCAGGAUCGUGUUCAGCGCGAGACACGGAUCCGCGUGAUCUGGCACUGUUACAUCGUGGACAAGCUGUUGUGCGCUGAGAUGGGUCGACCGGUGGGGCUGCGUGCUAAGGAUAUAGAUGUGCCGCUGUUGUCGGAAACGGAGGAGGAUGAGUUCGAACUGUGGUCGGAUCAGACCGAGAUGCAGUCGGCGGAUCAGCAGGGUGGCGUUGCGGGACCGGUGAGGAGGUUGCAUGCUCCCUCUUGCCUCAAUUGGGGUGUCCACUUGUUCAAGAUCGUCGAAAGGAUUUUGGACGAGGUCCACUCGCUAAGAAGGAAAGCGUUGCUGAGGAGGCAGGGAAAGGGGCAAGUAUUGACCGAUCUCGAUCGACAGCUGACCGAGUGGAAAGAGAAGCUUCCCCCGCACCUUCACCUCGACGACAGCACCCACGACGGACCCUUCCCAAGCUUCUUCGCGCUCAACCUGUGGUACUACACAGCUCGACUGCUGCUCCACCGACCUUUCAUCCCGCAAGACGAGGGUCUGGCCAUGUCCAAAGUACUCGAAAACGACAGUCACCGACAAAGCACGCUCGCAGCCAACACCAUCUGCGACCUGCUCGAGGCGUCGUCUAGGGACAUUGUCGAUCGACUAUCGACCGAUCUGGGAUACUGCCUGUUCACGGCAGCGGUGAUGUUCGUGUUCAAUGCGAGGUUGCCGGAUCUCAAGAUUGCGACGGAUGCGAGGAGGAGGUACGGGUUGUGUGUGCAGUGGUUGAAGAUGCUGGCGGACACGUGGCCGGCUGCUUCGGCGCACAGGUUGCUGCUGGAUGGGUUUGCGGUGGUGGGAGAGGACGCUUCGAAGCAGGAUGCGGAUGCGCAGAGCAGGAGGAGGCCGAGCAUCGCGGCGUUGCAGGCGGCGAAUGCGGGGACGCCGGGGACGGUCGCUAGUUUCAAAGUGUCGAAUUGGAUUGCGGAGACGGAAGGUGCGCUGCAAGGGCUGAAUGGGGGACAGCAGGACCCGAGCGGCGUCGCGAAGACGGACGAGGUCACCAAUCAGGUGAUGGAUCGUCAAGGUCAAGGCCAAGGUGGUGUGCAGAACACGUACGACAACGCACCGUUCUCGACCAGCAACUGGAACAACUUCGCGCCGGGCAUCUUUGACGUCGAAUCGUUCUUCUGGAACGAGAACGCGACCAACGUGUCUGCGUUGGUGGGGAUGCAGUUCAACCAGACGACAGCGAACAAUGUGCAGAGUGGCGUGCCGCAGCAGCAAGGUGUCCAAGGUGUAACCUUUGGAGGAUUCAACGCUGGGGUUCCUCUCGGGGGUGGUCCUGGGGCGGGAUAUCCGAUCGGCAACAACGGGAUGCAGAACGCGCCGAUGUCGACGAGCGCUUCCGCCGGCUACCCGGUCAGCGGCUACACUGCACAGCAGCGGAACAACGUACUCGAGGCAUCGCAGCAGCAGCCACCACCGAUGCCGACUCAGGUGCAAUCAGAUGUGUCGAUGAACGCUGCACUACCCGCUCAACCAGCCGCCGCGUCCGAGCAACCGUUCAACACGUCUCCGUUUGCCUUUAACCCUGCAAACACGAGCAUAGGAGAGUUCUGGAGCAUGCUGGAGCUGCCACCAGCUUUCCUCCAGCAGUGA
This is a messenger RNA of Pseudozyma hubeiensis SY62, 3357 nucleotides long. RefSeq lists its product as hypothetical. Gene Ontology annotation, molecular function: DNA-binding transcription factor activity, RNA polymerase II-specific; zinc ion binding; DNA binding. Bases 1 to 3357 code for a protein of 1118 amino acids. Gene Ontology annotation, biological process: regulation of DNA-templated transcription; DNA-templated transcription. Lineage: Eukaryota; Fungi; Basidiomycota; Ustilaginomycetes; Ustilaginales; Ustilaginaceae. The record is from RefSeq and is a predicted model, not a curated record. The transcript has a single exon.